Alligator sinensis (Chinese alligator) is the source of this 1243-nucleotide messenger RNA. RefSeq names its product homeobox protein XHOX-3-like. The record is from RefSeq and is a predicted model, not a curated record. Bases 226 to 819 code for a protein of 197 amino acids. Gene Ontology annotation, biological process: regulation of transcription by RNA polymerase II. Gene Ontology annotation, molecular function: RNA polymerase II cis-regulatory region sequence-specific DNA binding; DNA-binding transcription factor activity, RNA polymerase II-specific. The transcript is spliced from 3 exons. NCBI's taxonomy places the organism in Eukaryota, Metazoa, Chordata, Crocodylia, Alligatoridae. Gene Ontology annotation, cellular component: nucleus.
UUUCUCCAGGAAAAUGGUCUCAUCAACCCAAUUUCAUCACCAGAUUUCUCUGUUCUAUGCAUUUCUUUUCUGGUUUUGAUUUUGUAGGCAAUACACACUGGAAGCAGCAUCAAAUACUUCAGGCAAAGUAUUUCAUUGUUUGAAGGCAGAUCGCUUAAAAAGAAGUCACCACACACAUUCCACUCUGGGACCCACAGCUGGGAAGUAAUCAGGAUUGUCUCCCACAUGCCAACCCAGGAUAACAGUGACCCAGGGAGUGAUGUUAAACUGGGGAAGAAGAGUUUGGCCCAGAAGCUGCCACUUUCAACUUCAGCGGGUGACCAUAUUCGCCGACAUAGGACCACUUUUAGCCAGGAGCAACUGGCAAUUCUAGAGCAGCAAUACUCCAAAGAAAGCUACUUAUCCAGGGCCAGGAGGUAUGAAUUGGCCAAUGCUCUGAAUCUACCUGAAAGCACCAUCAAGGUGUGGUUCCAGAACCGACGGAUGAAAGAUAAAAGGAAGAGAUACUGUCUGCCUUGGCUUCCUCCUCUAGACCCUAUCUUAAACAGGUCCAUGAGCCAGACCUCCUGUAUAUCUUACCCUCUACCGUCUCAGCUCUCUACUUCCAAGUACUUAGGCACCUUCCUAACAUUUCUGAGGCCUAUGGAUAACCUAUCAUUUCUCCCUCCACCUUUCCUGGUACCAAAUUUCCUUCCCACUCUCCAAUAUCCCUCUCUCUAUCAGUCCCCAGGAGUUUGCCCCACCACCUGUCAUUACACUGAGAGUAAAGAUCUUGGAAAAAAGCAAGACAGCAACUCAGCCCUUUAUGAAUCCAAAUGAAUCUCAACUCUAGCUUGCUGUCCUUAAAAUAGGGUUAGAGGCUUCCUGUAGAAGUGGUUUCCACGCACUGAUAUAUUAUUAGAAUUAUUUUAAACAGGAGCUAGUACGGACUCAGGGCAGCAAAAUGACUUUGAAUUAGUCAGCAACCAGCUGUAUUAAAAAUAUGAAAGGUUUUAGGUAUAUUCUGUAGUGGAAUGUUUUUCCUUGAAACUCAGACACAUUUGUCUCGCAACAAGGCUAAACAGAGGUAACACCAACUGAUUCAAAAAUCAGAUUGAUGGCAUAGACCAAAUUCAUCCUUGGUGCAACAUUGCUGAGGUCAGUGAAAUUAUAGCACCACAGACAAAUUCAGCUCUAUCAGACUUAACUCUAACAUAAAACUAGGUAAUAUAAAAAAAAAAACCAACAACCCCCCCCCCCCCCC